Bathycoccus prasinos is the source of this 591-nucleotide messenger RNA. RefSeq lists its product with no specific name. The record is from RefSeq and is a predicted model, not a curated record. The transcript is spliced from 2 exons. NCBI's taxonomy places the organism in Eukaryota, Viridiplantae, Chlorophyta, Mamiellophyceae, Mamiellales, Bathycoccaceae. Gene Ontology annotation, biological process: protein import into mitochondrial matrix; protein folding; protein stabilization. Bases 1 to 591 code for a protein of 196 amino acids. Gene Ontology annotation, cellular component: mitochondrion. Gene Ontology annotation, molecular function: zinc ion binding; protein-folding chaperone binding.
AUGACGUCCCGUUCGUACCACUGCUCUCGCGUUUUCUCGCACCACCUCGACCACCACCGCCUCCAAAGAAGAAGAUCGACAAACUCUUCUUCUUCUUCUUCUUCUUCUCGUCGUCUGAAUCGUUCUUUCGUAAGGAAAACGACGACAAAUGCAUCGUCGUCUGAAGAAUCGUCGUCGGAAGAACAACAAAAGUCUUCUUGGAAAGUCGUCUCCGAGUCUCCGUUUUCCAACAGCAGCAGUACUACUACUAAUAAUAGCACGAAUAAUAAGAAUACUCUCGAGGAUUCUUCGUUAGCAUCCGAACAGCCGAGUAGGCUACGGAUUGAAGCCGAGUCGUCGUCGACGAGAACAACGGAAGAAAAUAAUGUAGGAGAAGAGAAGGUUGGUGGAAUACCAAUACACUCGAGUCGACGCGCGACGAAGAUGUUAUUCACCUGCAACAAGUGCGAAACGCGAACCGAGCGAAAGGUAAACAAAGCAAACUUAACCACCGGGACGACCUGGGUCCAGUGCGGGAACCCGUCGUGUAUGGUCUGGCACAAAAUAGUCGAUAACUUAGGUUUGAUUUACGAGUGUUCCGAGAUGGAGUAG